GGAACCAGUGGGCGAGGCGUGCGCCAGGCGCAGCCUGCGCGUGGAUAGGGCUAUCGUGGUGAUGGUGGUCGUCGCAGCGGUGCCCGCGGCGGCGCAUACUCAAUGUUCAAUGUGCGGCCACUUUGGUUGCGACAAGUACAGCAAUGCCUGCUGCAGCAUCUGCGGCGGUAGCUACCUCAACCACGGUGACGCCGGCAAAACCAAGGUGUCCAACACUACGCAGCUCGCCAACGAUCUCGCGGAGUUGGCCAAGAAGUACCCUCAGAUGGCUGGUCUUCUCGGGCAGGGUGUGGAGAAGCAGGUUGAGGCCAAGUUCACCGAGCUGGCAAAGGACGUGGAGGUCCAGUCUCGAGCAGAGAGGAUCGCCCAGACUGAGGUGCAGUCCAGGCGCGCUGCUGCCAUUCGUCACCGUGAAGCGUUUGCCCAGGCCGAGGCUAAGCACGCGCAAGCGGUGCAGCAUCUUCACGAGCAGCAG
Prorocentrum cordatum is the source of this 475-nucleotide messenger RNA. The record is from the annotation of a GenBank genome assembly. NCBI's taxonomy places the organism in Eukaryota, Dinophyceae, Prorocentrales, Prorocentraceae.